Molecule: messenger RNA, 1997 nt
Organism: Priapulus caudatus
Lineage: Eukaryota; Metazoa; Priapulida; Priapulimorpha; Priapulimorphida; Priapulidae
Product: tigger transposable element-derived protein 6-like
Exons: 2
Coding region: 98-1819 (573 amino acids)
Cellular component (GO): nucleus
Molecular function (GO): DNA binding
Source: RefSeq, a predicted model, not a curated record
GCACAUCCACGCGAGUCCUAUAUAUAAUAGCAUUAGGCUAUAGCCUAAUACAUGUAGUACAGUUUACAGUAUUGCAUCACAUUCAUUUGCUAGUAGUAUGGCCAGUAUGGCGCCAACAAAGCGACCUCGCAGUCGUGUUGCCUUGCAGGCUCGUGAAAAACGUGAAAUUUGCGAAUUUUCUCAAAAAUAUCCCAUGAAGUCGCAACAAGCAAUUGCCGAUCAUUUCACUGCUCUGUGGGGUAGAGAAAUAAAAAGACGAACUGUCGGAGAUAUCCUACAGGCAUCUGACAAGUGGCUUGCCAAGAUGUCUACAUCAACGCUCAGCUCAAAAAGAUUGAGACCUGCUAAACACGCGGACAUGGAAAAAGCCCUAUUGUUGUGGUUCACGGCAGCCAGGGCAAAAAAUAUCCCUGUUACGCAGGAUAUUUUACGGAAGAAAGCAAUGUAUUUUGGAGAACAACUUAACAUUGGUGAUGAUUUUACUUAUUCUAAUGGUUGGAUCAGUCGAUGUAAGAACCGUUUUGGAAUAUCUAGUCGUAAAAUUUGCGGUGAGAGUGCUGGUGUGGAUGCAGAUGUGAUUAAAACGGGAAUAGAGAAAGCUAAAGACGUGAUUAAAAACUAUUCUCCACGGAACGUCUUUAACAUGGAUGAAACUGGGUUAUAUUUUGCAAUGAUACCAGACAGAUCACUGACAACGCGCCAGAAUGGGACCAAAAAACUGAAAAGUAGAAUAUCCUUAGCUCUAUGUGUCAAUGCUGAUGGCAGUGAAAAGUGUCGUCUUUUUGUAAUCGGAAAAAGCAAACAACCCCAUUGCUUUAAAAACUUUAAAGUGAGUUUGUACUGUGACUACGUCGCCAACAAAAAUGUCCGGAUGACAGGAUUAUUGUUCCAUGAUUGGCUCGAAGCCUUCAAUACUAAAAUGAAGGAUCAAAGCCGUAAAGUACUGCUGCUACUAGAUAAUGCACAUUCUCAUAUCGCACCUGAAAAUGAGUUAAGCGAAAUUAAUAUGAGCAAUGUAAAGAUGCACUUUUUGCCACCAAACACAACGUCGCAUAUACAGCCUAUGGAUGCUGGCGUCAUUCAAGACAUGAAGAGCCAUUAUCGUCACAUGCAAGUACAGCAUCUCAUUGACGAUAUUGACAGUAAUCGUCCUCCGAAAAUUCAACUUAAUGAUGCAAUCAGAUACGCUAAAGCCGCAUGGGAUCGAGUGUCACGCGACACAAUUAAGAACUGUUAUAAACACUCAAAACUCUUGCCAGAUGAUUUCUAUGAAACACCGUCACAGGCCUCGGUGCCAACUGCAGAAAAUCAGGACGGCGGAUGUGACAUUUUUGACAGUUUAGCUGACCUACAACCUACUGUCAGCGAUGUUCCAACUCCGUCGACAUCACACUCAGAUACCAUCAAACGAAAUUUAUUUCAACGAUUAGCGACCGAAUUCAACAUUGAUCUGAGCAUGCUGAUGACAGAGAGCGAGUUUGUUAAUGUUGACAGUGAACUAGCUUCUACCGCGAAUCUCGAAGAUAACGAAAUUAUUGACAUGGUCGAGUGGGACAGAAAUUCGGCCAACGAUGAUGAUGAUGAUGAUGAUGAUGAUGAUGAUGAUGGAAAUGACGAUGAACUGGUAGAGAUUCCGCCCCCAUCAUCAUUUGAUGCUCGGAGGUCAAUUCAGACUGUGUUGCGAUAUUUUGAGUCGAACGCGUAUUCUACUGAACGUGACAUUUCUACAGUGUCCCUGCUACGAUCUCGCAUGGAUUCACUCAUUUCGGAAGGUUCUAAACAGACAUCAAUUACAGACAUUAAGAAAGAGAAAGUUUGAACCCCGGACUAUCAAUGUACUGUACGCAAAUUUAAAUAUGUUACAGGUACAGCAUGUGUUUACUCCCUCUCAACCGCUGUUACAGAACUUGGAGAAUCGAAAUGGAGCCUCAUUGGAUCGAAAAACUUUUCCCACCAAGCCUCACAACAGCAGAUGAUCUAUUCAAGAAGGACAAAGG